CGGAGAGGAGUGUGAGAGCUCUGACAGGCGAACAGGAGCUGAACACAGUCUCAGCAGGCUCCAAUGGCAGCUUUUUCACUUAGUGUGAACUACUUUUAUCUUUAAAAAGGAGAAUGUAAAGGAAAGAGACUUGAGGCUGGUCUACAGGAGGAAACAAGUGACACAAGUUGGGUACCUGUUUAGGUCAGCAGGAUGAACUAUGUGGGCCAGUUGCUGGGGACAGUCCGAGAGCUGUAUAAAGGCCUAAAUCAGGCUACUCUUUCUGGCUGUAUUGAUGUGGUGGUGGUGAAGCAGCCGGAUGGAUCUUUCCAGUGCUCACCAUUCCAUGUCCGCUUCGGCAAGCUGGGAGUUCUGCACUCCAGAGAGAAAGUGAUUGACAUUGAGGUUAAUGGGUCACCAGUGGAUCUGCAUAUGAAGCUGGGCGAUAAUGGGGAGGCUUUCUUCGUCCAGGAGACCAGGCAUGCUGAUGAAUUGGUCCCUGCUCAUCUGGUUACUUCACCAAUCCCAACUGAGGAACCAGCAUUCUGGGGCAGUGACUGUCACACAUGUGAACCAUGCCAUCAGAACCGAGUAACAGAGGAUGGAGGGAGUACCUUGACGAAAAAGAAGAAAAGAAGAAAGAGAAAACACAAAACUGAGCAGAGGAGAGAAGAGUCAGAGAUGUCAUCAGUUUGUGCACAGAGGGAUUCAGCAGAACUCAGACAGCAUCUUCCUUCUCGCUACAUAGAUAACUACCCACUGUCUGAUGGAGACUGGGCUCCAGACAGUAGGAGGGUGUCAGAGCCCAGCUCUCCUAAGAGUGACUCAGAACUGGCAAUAAGGUCAUCCGAAAAUGUCAUCCACCAUCGCAACCAUAUGCAGUGGACAUGGGGAGAACUUCCAGAAGCCACCAAGUUAAGUUGUAGGGAAUGGGUGGAGCCUUUGAAGACGGUCAGCAUUACACCAACAGACAGUACUCACUUUUGGGUCAUUGACAGCAUAAAAGCCAUGGGAACAGGGAUAGAGCAGAGAAAAGAAUCUGUUCAAGCAAUCAUCAAACCUCAGCCUCAACCUCCCACCUCCAAACAAGAACCUCAGCUACAACCACAAUCCAUAAUAAACCAAGCAGAUGUUAAAAUACACAAACUACCACCUUUUCCACAUGGAUCAGAACCUCAUUAUACAGAACCUGACUCUGAUCCUCAAGCACAAGCAAACAAAUCAGAGUCUUGUACCUACAAGUCACAAACUCAUGUGCACCACAUAGAGGGUCAGACAUGCAGCCUGGACCAACACACACCCAAAACUGAAAAAUAUACCUCUAAAUCAGAUCAAACCCUGGGGUCAAACCCUGAUUUUACUGGUUCAAUGGGGGGAGGCCAGCUUCCUGUGUGUGUGCCUCAGCCUGCUGCUGCUCAUCUGCUGGGAGACAAACCAGACACAGCCUGCGAAAGGAAAGGAGUGAGGAAAAGGAGUCAGCAUCAGGGACCAGAGGAUAUUUACCUGGAUGAUCUCACUGCUUUAGAGCCACAUGUUGCAGCUCGCUACUUCCCCAAAAGUGAGUCAGUGGAGCAGUGGGAGGAAGGGUGUGUUCGAUCUGGUUCUCCUCAGUCAGUGGGCAGUGCAGCCGCAGACAGUGGGACAGAAUGUCUGUCUGACUCCACGCUGGACCUGCCAACCGUAUCACUGUCACUCUGCGGAGGCCUUGGAGACAAUGCUCAUGUUAAUAAGGAGAAGUUUUUGGAACAUAUUGUCACCUAUGAGCAGUUUGUUGACAACCCAAGCAUCAUUGACAACCCAAACUUGGUUGUAAGAAUUGACAACAGAUACUAUAAUUGGACUCUGGCUGCUCCACUUAUUCUCAGUAUGCAGGCCUUUCAGAAAACGUUACCCAAGGCAGCUGAGGAUACUUGGGUGAAACAGAAAAUGCCAAAGAAGACGAACCGCUGGUGGUUCUGGAGGAAGAACAGUGUACAACAGUCAGAGACCCAACAAACGAUAUGCAAUCCACUCAUUGGAAACCUGCACCAUUAUCAUGACAGCCCUGAUCCACAGCAGAUGGCUGCAGCAGACUCGUCCACUGAUGAAGACUCUAAGGAGCUGAGCACAGCUGCGUGUGCUGAGUGUGUACAAGCAGCAGGCCACACACACACACACUCCUACAAGAAAUCAUUACGGCUCUCAUCAGAUCAGAUUGCGAGUCUGGGUCUUAAGGAGGGGCCGAAUGAUGUGGUGUUCAGUAUCACGACGCAGUACCAGGGCACAUGUCGCUGUGAGGGCACCAUCUAUCUGUGGCAUUGGAAUGACAAGAUUGUCAUCUCUGACAUCGAUGGCACCAUCACUAAGUCUGACGUUUUAGGACAUUUCCUUCCCCAGAUUGGAAAAGACUGGACACAUCAGGGCAUUGCUAAGCUCUACCACACUAUACAUGAGAAUGGCUAUAAGUUCUUAUACUGCUCAGCACGUGCAAUUGGGAUGGCUGGUAUUACUAGAGGAUAUUUACAAGGGGUUAAUGAUAGUGGCACCAUUUUACCACAAGGGCCUCUCAUGCUCUCACCGAGCAGCCUGCUUUCAGCUUUCCACAGGGAGCUGAUCGAGAAGAAACCAGAGAAGUUUAAGAUCGAAUGCUUAACUGACAUCAGAAAUUUGUUCCCUUCAAACUCUCAGCCUUUCUAUGCAGCCUUUGGCAACCGCAGCAACGAUGUGUUUGCCUACAAGCAUGUGCAGGUUCCUACAUGCCAUAUAUUCACAGUAAACCCUAAAGGAGAGGUCAUUCAGGAGCUGACCAAAGGCAACAAGACAUCGUAUAGUCGCCUCAGUGAGCUGGUGGAUCACAUUUUCCCCUUGGUUGGCAAAGAGCAAAGUGCUGCCCUAUAUUACCCAGAAUUCAGUUCCUUCUGCUACUGGAGGCAGCCUGUCACUGAGAUUAGUCAAGAAGAUAUCCUGUUACUCUGAUUGGCAGAGACUGGAAUUGAUUUUAGCUGAAACACUGUUACUGUUUGUAAUGAUUCAAACAAAUGAAGUCAAAUUUAUCAAAUAUUUCUCUUUAUGAGAUCACAAUAAAAUAAGUAUAUAAUUAUUA
Molecule: messenger RNA, 3061 nt
Organism: Pangasianodon hypophthalmus (striped catfish)
Lineage: Eukaryota; Metazoa; Chordata; Actinopteri; Siluriformes; Pangasiidae
Product: phosphatidate phosphatase LPIN2
Exons: 20
Coding region: 193-2934 (913 amino acids)
Biological process (GO): cellular response to insulin stimulus; fatty acid catabolic process; triglyceride biosynthetic process
Cellular component (GO): endoplasmic reticulum membrane; cytosol; nucleus
Molecular function (GO): transcription coactivator activity; phosphatidate phosphatase activity
Source: RefSeq, a predicted model, not a curated record